Messenger RNA from Orussus abietinus, 1655 nucleotides. Its product is annotated as ras-related C3 botulinum toxin substrate 1. Gene Ontology annotation, molecular function: GTPase activity; GTP binding. Lineage: Eukaryota; Metazoa; Arthropoda; Insecta; Hymenoptera; Orussidae. The record is from RefSeq and is a predicted model, not a curated record. Gene Ontology annotation, biological process: small GTPase-mediated signal transduction.
UUGUCGUGAACGUUGAUGGGCAACCCGUUAAUGUCCAGUUAUGCGACACUGCAGGUCAAGACGAUUUCGACCCCUUACGAUCACUGUGCUAUCCAGAAACGGAUGUAUUUCUAGUUUGCUUCAGCAUUGUAUGCCCUUCUUCAUAUCACAGUGUCGCUUCGAAAUGGGUUGACGAAGUACGGAAAUACUGCCCCAAUACUCCAAUAAUUGUGAUAGGAACGAAGAGUGAUUUGCGAUCUGAUGUACGUUUGACGCUGCAACUUGCCAGAUACGGUCAAGCACCGAUCACGACGGUUCAAGGACACCAAUUAGCUCAAAGGUUAGGAGCUGUAAAUUAUGUCGAAACGUCGGCAUUAACUCAGCAUGAUCUUAAAGAAGCGUUCGACCAAGCCAUAGUUAGCGCCCUAGGCUCAAGAGGUAGCUUCUCAAGCUCCCUGUAUCAACGCAAGAAACCUCCUCCUCUCUGGCGGCGAUGGUUCUGUUGCUACGAAAAGUCCCCUUCGACCAGCCCUUAGGACUUUUAGACCUAUCUUUUUAGAUUUUUCAACUGUGAUUACGCAUAGCUGCCUUCCUAUCAGUUUCAUAAUCAUUAAAUAUUUACAAUUCUGAAUGAACUGCAUAGCUGUAUACUCAACUUGACGCACAUGGAUUAGUCAUAAAAUUGAAUAUAUUCAUUCACAUAGUUUUUGAAAAUUUAGCCACCUUAAAGUUACAUGCAACACUUCGUGAACUUCAUCAAUGAUAAUGUUCUGCAUUAUUGUCGGUUUGUACGGGAAUUUACGCAAGAAACGACAGUCUACAAUAGGAUUAUAUAUUUUAACCUCAGACUUACCGUAACAUCAUAAGCCGCUAUUCUCGCCGACACAACGUGGUAUUGAGUUGUUCCUACGAGAGAUAUUUUUUCUGAACUAAUGAAUAUAUAUAUGAAUAUAAUCUAUUUGUCUUUCGCAAUGUGUUAUUAGCUUAAUAUUAUUCCAGAUGUAAAUUUGUCGUGUUAAUAUCAGUUUACUUUGCAGUAAAAUAUCUUACGCGUUCAGUUUGUUCUUUAUAAUUUUUAGAUUAGACUAAUAUGAAAAAACCAUGCAUUCCAAAAGUAUGAUCUUUAUCUGUAAAUAAAAAUUCUCGAAUUUUCAAUUCCUUCGCUAAAAAAAUGAAAUUUGCAAAGAUAUAGUUACCUAUCUCUGAAAAUGUGAGUAGUUUACUUCACAUAAAAUUAACAAAAAUUCAGAACAAAAUUAAUGAUAACACUUCACUUUGAAAAUUUGUUUAACAGAUUUAUAGGUAAAAAAAUAUAUGAAUCUUAGAAUAUUUGUGUGGCGACUGCUCCGCCACCAUUCACCGAAAUCUUUAGAAAAUAUUUUUUCUCAGGUGCUUUCACCCGUUUGUUUCAUUCUGUGCCAGCGACCGAAGUCGCAGGCCUAAGAAUGCAGGCAUUGGCGAAAGCCAAGGUUCUCUGCGUCAAAAAAUUUUCCGUGCGCACAUCUGGCGUGUACGAUUAGUUUUUAGGACGCGAGAGUACAUUGGGAAAGAUCUUCCUUUCCGCACAUUUUUUACCCCGCAAAAUGGGGAAUCGAGUACAAAUCGUCCAAGCGAUGACAUCGUAUCCCUGACGCUCCGAUGCUUUCUUGAAUAAAUAUUAUUAUUGUUUUUCACUG